Molecule: messenger RNA, 651 nt
Organism: Stylonychia lemnae
Lineage: Eukaryota; Ciliophora; Spirotrichea; Sporadotrichida; Oxytrichidae
Source: the annotation of a GenBank genome assembly
AUGAAAAUAAAACUUAACCUCUGCAGCUCAAUUGUUUCAGUUAUCUUUACAUUUGCAUUAUUUUCAACUAUUGUACAAGGUGCAGUCUUUUCAAAUUUAGGCUCUUGCUAAAGAUGUCUAUACCCAGGUAAUGCAAAUAUUAAUGCAAGAUGGUGCAUUAAUACUUCAACUAAAUCUGGGGUCUGUCAAGAUACAGCUUGUGCUUCAGGAAAUACAGUCAUUUCAAAUCUGUUUAAAUGCCAAGCAGACUUGAUCGAGCUCACGAUAAAUGACACCACUAUUACAUAUCCAUCUCUCAGAGUAAAGACAACAAAUACUAAUGAAAAUUUUUAAAUCUAUAAAUUCAGCAAUCAACUCUAGUAUGAAGGUAAUGAUGGAACAUACUGGUACAAUGAUAAUUACGCUAACUUAACUUACUAUGCUACAUCUUUGGACCCUUCAGUUAUUACAAGCCUUUCCUAAUUAACAGCAGAAUGUUAAGGUGCAAACUGUAAAUAGCCUGUUUCUAAGAACUAGAUAAUGUAUUUUUAUGUGUUCAACCCAACAGAGUAUUAGCAGACAUAUAUACUAUCAUAUAUAAACGCAAAAAACCUAAAACUUAGCAUAUUCGCCUUUAUUGGCCUGCUCUCAGUUCUAUGCCUUAGCUAUUGA